AUGUCCAAUGAAAGUUCCAUUAAUGAAUUUCUGCUCUUGGGAUUCUCUGAGGUUCGAGAGAUUCAGCUUGUACACUUUGUGAUCUUUCUGUUGAUUUAUCUAUCAGCACUCAUUGGGAAUAUCCUGAUAAUCACAGCUGUAGCAACAGAUCCUGGUCUCCACAGCCCCAUGUACUUCUUUCUGGCAAAUUUGUCUGUUAUGGACCUAGGUUACAUCUCAGUCACUAUACUCAAAGCAAUGGGUAACUCUCUCAUGAACACCAGGUUGAUAUCUUACCCAGAAUGUGUCAUCCAGGUUUUCUUCCUUUUCUUCUUCAUGGCAUCAGACUACUUCCUCCUCACUGUCAUGGCCUAUGACCGAUAUGUUGCCAUAUGUAACCCCCUGCAUUAUGAAAUGGUGGUGAAUAAGGAGGCAUCGAUCCAAAUGGCAGCCAUCACAUGGAUCAGUGGUCUUUUCUAUGCAACCAUACACACUGGAGCCACCUUUGCAGUCCCUUUCUGCUCCAACAUCAUCAAUCAGUUCUUCUGUGAGAUCCCCCAACUACUCAAGCUCUCCUGCUCUGACUUGUAUCUUAUUGAAGUUGCAAUGCUUGGUUUUAGUGCAUGUUUAGGACUGGGCUGCUUUGGCUUUAUAGUUGUAUCAUAUGUUGAAAUCUUCAAAACAGUGUUCAGAAUCCCUACUGUGCAGGGAAGAGAGAAAGCUUUCUCUACUUGCAUUCCUCAUCUCAUUGUAGUGUUCUUGUUUCUUUCCACUGGUACCUUUGCCAACCUAAAACCAACAUCCAGCAUCUGGGUAGGUCUGGACAGAAUGAUUACUAUGGCUUACUGUGUUAUUCCACCACUGAUGAAUCCCAUAAUUUAUAGCAUGAGGAACAAGGAAAUCAAAGCAGUGCUAUGGAAACUCUAUUACAGAUCUUGGAGUGAGCCCAUCAAAGGAAAACAAAACUGUGUAUCUCUGUGGCAUCGUAUUCAAUCAAGACACAAAAACCCCUGA
Molecule: messenger RNA, 993 nt
Organism: Eublepharis macularius
Lineage: Eukaryota; Metazoa; Chordata; Lepidosauria; Squamata; Eublepharidae
Product: olfactory receptor 14I1-like
Exons: 1
Coding region: 1-993 (330 amino acids)
Biological process (GO): G protein-coupled receptor signaling pathway
Cellular component (GO): membrane
Molecular function (GO): odorant binding; G protein-coupled receptor activity; olfactory receptor activity
Source: RefSeq, a predicted model, not a curated record